Molecule: messenger RNA, 2225 nt
Organism: Clunio marinus
Lineage: Eukaryota; Metazoa; Arthropoda; Insecta; Diptera; Chironomidae
Source: the annotation of a GenBank genome assembly
CGAUCGAACUUUAGUUGUCUUGUGUUUUUUUUUUCGUGUUGUGCAAUUUAAUUUAUUAGUGUUUAUUAAUGUAUAAAAGAAACAAUAUGUUGAGAGAGAAAAGGAAACAUGCCAAUUACAAGCCAAAUCGAAGGCUCGAUGCAAAGUCUUCACGUGGUAUGAUAUAUGAAAAUGAAGAAUUGCGAAUACGUACAAUAAAUAUAAACGCCGAGGUAGAAAGAGGUCAAUCUGAAAUUAAAACUUUAAAACGAGAAAGGGAGCAGCUGCGUCGUGAGAUAUGGACAUUACGGGAUGAAUAUGAUAAAUUAGAGAAUUUACUUCGCAUUGACCCUGAUGAAUUCUUGAACCAGAAUAAAACUGAGAACGGUGAUGAUGAUGAUCAAGAUGAAGAUGAAAACGCAUCUGAUUGUAGUGAAUGUUCAUGUGAAAUUUGUUGUGGAGAUGAAUGUUGUGAUGAGAAAACACAAAGUAGUCAGAAACCAGAAACGAAUGAUGAUACUUCAAGUGAACACUCGAAAGUCGAAGCUGGAACAUCAUCAACAUCUACAAAAGUGGAAGUUCCACAAUCAAGUAGCAGUAGUAAUAAAAGUUCGUCAGAUGAACAUAAUAAGCGUUCUGGGAAAGACCGACUGAACUUAAACUUUGAUCAUCUCUCAGUUGUUUCUGAAGAGGGCAAUUCAGAGGGUAAUUCAAUGAUCCAAAAUGAAGACAGUUCCAUUCCAAUUCAUGAUUUAUCAGCAUUUCUACACAGUGUUGAUGUGUUAAGUCCUUUAAGCUAUCUUCAAAAACUCAAUCCACCAUUAGCACAUUUUGAGAAUCUGAAUUUUGAUGAAUUCGGUGCAUCAAGUCAAGAAUUAAACUAUGAUCAAGUAGGAAAUUCUGGAAUCUCUAUAGAAGAUGUCACACCACAAACAGUUGAACAAAGUCCUUCAAUUUCCAAAUUUAAUAUGCCGAAUGCUGUCGUUGUACCUCCACCUAUAGUGGAACAACCCACAACAAGCGAACCUGUGAAAAAGGAGUCACGUCUCAAACAUUUCUUCUCACCCAUUAGAAAAAAGCCGAUCGUUCCUUCAGCACCACCAAUGAUUUCUCAUCCUGAUGUUUUCGUUAGUAAUAUUAUUCCAAAUAAUAUGUACAUUAAUCCGACAUUACAGUUGCACAAUAGUUUACCUGACAACACAGUUAAAUUACGAAGCGUACCACACUCAUUGGAAACAACAAGUCCAACGUCUUCCUUUCAAACUGGAGGAAAUUUGGAAGAAUUACUUUACGAUAUUGAAGCUCUAUCUAAGGAUAUUAUGAAUUUACAGACACAAUGUUCAAGUUCAACAAAUGAUAAUGAAAAUGUUAAGAAACCUUUUCGAUCUGAGUUAAAUUUAGUUCUUUCAUAUCCACAGGGUGAAGGAAACUCUCAAGAUAUGAAUAAUUCUGACAACACACCACCAAUUCCGACACCUAUGGAUAUCAUUCAUCCUUUAUCUCAUACCAAUCCUCUUUUACUUCAAAAUCUACCAUCCCCUUUCCCGUCUCCUAUUCCUUCAUCACCAUUAACCCCACCAACACAUUUCAAGACAAAUAACACAAAUAUAUUUGAAGAUCCACCAGACUACAUUCAUUUAAACUUUCCACCAAUUAAUUCUUCACUGCCACCAGUCUUCUCCACAUCAAAUUCUGUCUUUUGUACAGUUUCCGCUCCAUCAACUCCAGCUUCCGAUCGUAAAUGUAUAGAUAAGUUUUGUGCCAAUGAACCAAGCAAUGAUAAUCAGCAACAACGUGGAAGUGAUAAGAAGAAAGGAAAGAGAGUUUCAAUUGUUAAUGCAUCGAAAGAAGAUGGUAGUGAGAAAGGCUCUGAAGGUCAGGAAGUGAACAACAAUGAGAGUAAAGAAGCUGAUUUGAAAAAUCACAGUCAUUUACAUCAAAAACGUCGCAUGUCGUUGGAUAAUAAUGUCAUUUGUCACGAUCCAAAUGCAAAAGUUCAACGAAGAGAAUCAAACAGAUCGUCAAGUUCAUUCAAGAAAAGAUCGCGUUCUGAUAGUUUUGGUGGUCAUGGUGAUGAUCAAGGUGGAACUUCAGUUUCUGAAAGAUACAGCAAUAGUCUUGCAUCAUCAAGAGAAUCAUCAACAAGUUUGAGUGUGAAAUCAGGAAAACGGAGAAUUUCCAUUACAUCUUAUGGCGAGUCAAAAAAGAUUCCUUGGUGUGGAUGUUGGGGAAAUUCUUGCUUAUAA